GCUUAGACUGGAAGAGGUGGUUCUGCAACAAAGGCACCCCGGCACCAAAGGCAGACGAUUGUCCGCGAGAGAACGUAUUUCUCAACCAAUCAAAUUUAGGGGUAGCAAAGAGGGCGGCCUCUUACCACUCAGAAUACAGGCUGAGGCGGGACAAAGCACAGAGUGACGGCUCUUCGCCCAAUGGCGGAUGGGAUCGCGUUUGAACCGUCCAAUGAGAUGGCUGGAGGGGGGGCCCGUCUUUUUGCGGGUAUAAAAGCGGCUGCCGGGGCAGGGGGCGGCGGCGAGUGGAAUUCAUCUGCUGCCGGCCUCUCGCUCCGGAGCUUUCGCCCGUCUCUCCCCGCCAUGACCACCACCACCACCUACAAGGGCGUGGACCCCAACGGCAGGAACAGCUCCAGGGUAUUGCGCCCUCCAGGUGGAGGUUCCAAUUUCAACUUGAGCUUUGAUUUGCCAAAAGAGCAGCCUGUGCGAAGGAACAAAAUGGCAUCCAACAUCUUUGGUCUUCCUGAAGAGAAUCCAGUUUCUAGGGAUGGCUCAACAGGGGCCAUGCCCAGAGGUGUCGGAGAAGAUUCUGAACCAUCUGGACCCCAAAGGAAAAACUCUUCUGAUGCAAACUGUGGGGACUUUGUAGAUUCAAAGGACGGGGAAAGCGGUGAAACUUUUGAAAACAUUGAGGCUGAUGUAGAAGCUGCUCCAGGCCAGAGUGAAGAAAAAACCCUGCCUGCUGCACCUGUUCCUAGCCCGGUAGCACCAGUACCUGCACCAUCCAGGAGAAAUCCACCUGGUGGAAAGUCCAGCCUAGUCCUCGGUUAAACCCGUUCCUUUCUGACUGUUUUGAACUCAUGUCUGUUUCUUUUCCCCUAUGCUUGUGAACUGCACAACUUGAGCCUGACUGUACAUCUCGAAUUUCUUUCAUUAAAAAGAAGCACUUUAUGUACUGCCAUUUUUUUUUAUUUUUU
Dermochelys coriacea (leatherback sea turtle) is the source of this 959-nucleotide messenger RNA. It is a transcript of the gene JPT1, whose product is annotated as Jupiter microtubule associated homolog 1. Gene Ontology annotation, cellular component: nucleus. The record is from RefSeq and is a predicted model, not a curated record. NCBI's taxonomy places the organism in Eukaryota, Metazoa, Chordata, Testudines, Dermochelyidae. The transcript is spliced from 6 exons. The coding region runs from base 181 to 813 and encodes 210 amino acids.